UAAUUCCAUCCAUUCUUUAUUACACGCAGCUGUGUGUCUUCAACUGCCUCUCUUCACUCCCUCUAAACUUCUACUAUACACAUCACACAAUACCAUCUUUACAAACUGUCCAAAAUAUACACUUGCAACUUUAUAUGUGUAUUCAACCUUCAUUUCUCUCUAUAUUUUUACUUGAAAAAUAUGCAAAUCACAAGUUCUAAUCUUGAUUCACCCGCGAGUGCGUCUUUGAGUGGGAGGAGAAAUGGUGGGUUUUCAAGUUCGCCCGAAUUUGAGUUUUGGGUGACCCGAAACCCGGUUACUCAACCCGAUAUUGUACCCGCGGAUGAGUUGUUUGUUGAUGGGGUUUUGCAGCCUCUUGACCUUAUGAAACCCGACCCGGUAAAACCCACUUCGGAUCCGGAUGUACAGCCCGGGUUUGGACAUGGGUUGGCGGAAUCCGACCCGAAAACGGUGUCAAAACGGUGGAAAGACAUUUUUAAGAAGUCCGGCGACCGGAAAAUUAAGAACGAUGAGAAAGAGAAGAAGAGGGAGAAGAAGGGGAAUGGAGCAAAUGGGUUGUCUACGGCGGAGCUGAAUAUUAAUAUUUGGCCGUUUUCUCGGAGUAGAUCGGCCGGAAAUGGUGGAAAUAGGCCGGCGCCGGUGAGCCGGAAAAUCAGUAGCGCGCCUUGUUCGAGGUCUAAUUCAGCCGGUGAGUCGAAAUCGAGGAAGUGGCCGAGUAGUCCUAGCCGUGGUGGGGUCCAUCUUGGCCGGAAUAGUCCCGUUUGGCAAGUCCGGCGUGUUCCCGGUGCCAGCGUCGGCGUUGGUCGAGGCGGGGCUGAUGUAUUUACACGAAAUAGCGAAAAGGGUAUUAAAAAUAGCGAAAAGGGUGUUCAAAAAGAUGUAAAUCACCCUCGACGGAAAAAAUCGGUCGGCGGCGAUGUUGCCGGAACCGGCGACGGCGUGGUGAAAGCGAAGGUGUUAAAUGUGAAUGUUCCGGCGUGUAUUGGGUAUAAGAGUCAUCUGGGCUGUAGAAGUGAUGAGAUUGAGAGAAAUGCGGUGGUUGGUGGUGGCGGCUUUCUUACCGGCUCCAAGAGUGGCUCCGCCGUUCACGGUGGCGGGAAUAUCACCGGUGAAGUAGCACGUGGCAAUAGUAAUUUGUUUAAUCUCCGAGGUUUAUUCACUAAAAAAGUGUAUUGAGUUGAUGACUUAUAAAGCUCAUGAUUAGGAGAAAGUUAUAAGGCAGUUAAGCUUAAUUUAUAGUUUAAGCUAUGAUCUUUGGUUAUUAUAAUUCUGUUUUUCCAAGAUCAGAAUCAUGUAACUUCUUUACAUUUGUAAUUACAUCUUGUUAAUAUUAUUGCAUUUACUUUUGCGUU
Messenger RNA from Daucus carota subsp. sativus, 1352 nucleotides. RefSeq lists its product as uncharacterized. The transcript has a single exon. Lineage: Eukaryota; Viridiplantae; Streptophyta; Magnoliopsida; Apiales; Apiaceae. The record is from RefSeq and is a predicted model, not a curated record. The coding region runs from base 181 to 1176 and encodes 331 amino acids.